Culicoides brevitarsis is the source of this 850-nucleotide messenger RNA. RefSeq names its product N-alpha-acetyltransferase 20 (gene Naa20A). The transcript has 5 exons. Lineage: Eukaryota; Metazoa; Arthropoda; Insecta; Diptera; Ceratopogonidae. Bases 88 to 612 code for a protein of 174 amino acids. The record is from RefSeq and is a predicted model, not a curated record. Gene Ontology annotation, molecular function: protein-N-terminal amino-acid acetyltransferase activity. Gene Ontology annotation, cellular component: NatB complex. Gene Ontology annotation, biological process: N-terminal peptidyl-methionine acetylation.
AUUUCACGCCCAGUUGAACUUCGAAAUUCACUCUUGGAAGUAAACAAGUGAAAAAUUCGGUCUCUUGAUAAAAAUAAAAUCAUAAAAAUGACAACUUUAAGGCCUUUUGUGUGCGAUGACAUGUUCAAAUUCAACAAUGUCAAUUUAGAUGCAUUGACUGAAACCUAUGGACUCUCCUUUUACAUGCAAUAUUUGUCACAAUGGCCCGAAUAUCUGCAAGUUGCGGAAUCCCCAAAUGGGGAAAUUAUGGGAUACAUCAUGGGAAAAGCAGAAGGUUCGGGCGAGAACUGGCAUGGACAUGUGACGGCAUUGACUGUCUCGCCGGAUUAUCGUAAAAUGGGACUUGCUUCGAUUUUGAUGCAAUUUCUCGAAAAUGUAUCAGAAAAGAAAAGAUGUUACUUUGUUGACUUGUUCGUGAGAGUCAGUAAUCGAGUAGCGAUCAAUAUGUACACAAAUCUCGGGUAUUCUGUAUUCCGAACGGUGCUGGAGUACUAUCUGGGCGAGACGGAGAACGAAAAUGCGCUGGAUAUGAGGAAAGCACUUUCGAUGGAUGUUAAUAAAAAGUCUAUUAUACCGUUGGCGCAUCCUGUGCGUCCUGAAGACAUCGAAUAAUAAUUACUUUAAUCGAUUUUUACCAUAAUUUGUCGAAACUUAAAAGCAACAUGCGGAUUUCUUCAAAUUUUAAUAAAAAAUCUCAAGGAAAUUAAUUUAAUUUAAUUUUUUUAAGUCUCAUAGAACAGAAUUUUGUAAUAUUUUAUGAUUUUUAAACAAAAAAUAUUGCUUAUAAGCUUUGAAAAUUUUCAAAUAAUCAAGAUUUCAAUAAAAAUUUUGACAGCUGUCACUUUAUUAA